AUUGGACAGGGAAGGAGAGCUUGUACCUGCCAGGUGGAGGUGAAUGCUGCUUCAUUAUUAGCCGAGAGGAGUUAAAUGGGAGUGGUGGGGCUCCUCCUACUUCCCUGUCUGCUCAAAAGCACUGGUGGAGGCAGUUGAAGAGUAAAAAGACAAGAACUAUAGCCUACAAGUAGUGGACUGUGUCAGAGAGUUGCAACCUGUGUUCUUGGAAAGCUGCCAGGCAGAUUGAUCACUUAGACAUUGAGCAAAGAUGGCAUCUAUUGCUUCCUUCAACCGUAAGCAGUGGGCAUCCCAGUCACUGAGGGUCACCGCCAAGGAGCUGGCCAUUGUCUCUGCCCGGGGUAAAAACAACGCUAUCGCAGAGCGCUUCUCCAAGUACCAGAUGGCAGCAGAGGAGGGCAAUGCGGAGAAGAAAACGGUUACAGAGCCCCUGCCCUCGAUAGUGUGCAGUGGGAAUUUGAGUGCUUUAAGGAAACGCUGGGAACAACAACAACAACAACAGCAGCAGCAGCUGCCCUCAUCCAGCCACAGAGCCCAACUUCAGGCCGCUCCCCGUAGUGCCGCCGACCCUCAGGGCCACAUCAGCCAGUCAACGGGCCCCAAGCAAAGAACUGCAUCAGAGAGUGAGACCCCGUCUGACACCCUGAAAAGCACCAAGUUCCCGCAAGGCCAGAAUACUGAGCCGGAGACACGAGGCCACACUGAGUUCAGUGAAUCCACCUCCAGUCAGCUGCAGUCGGUUCAGCCCCAGGAUCAGAUAGACAUGGAGGCGAAGCGUAGCAGAGACUCAGAGGGGCAGGAAGGAGCAGCAGCUGAAGUGCUGGACUCUGAGAAGCCCAGCAUUCCCCUGAACAGCCUCAAAAUGAUGUUCGAGAAGGGAGAGAACCUGACUGACAAGCAGGUGUCCAGAGAGCAGACAAGUCGAGGAAACAGCGGGAAUACUGCCCACAUGGAUCAGCUACUAGAUGGAAGUCUUGCAGAGUCCACUCCUCUCCGGGACAGGAUGGCCCUCUACCAAGCUGCCAUCUCUAAACAAGACGUCCCUCCCAACUCGGUCACUGGUGAUCAGCUGGACGGCUUCUGUGGAAAGCAGAAGGAGAACGUUCCUCCGUUCACUCUGGACACGAGCCCAGAGUCUGAGCCAAGUGGCAGGAAAGGCUUUUCUGCAGAGAGCAAUGGCUCUGCUGCUGGUUCCCCAUCAUCCUCCAGUCAGAAAGACCCUUCUCAGCCCAAGACUCCCAAAAGCUUCUGCCUGCCAGCAAGGGAGACCUGUGUGGCGUGUCUGAAGACUGUUUAUCCUCUGGAGAGGCUGGUGGCCAAUCAACACGUGUACCACAGCUCCUGCUUCCGCUGCUCAUACUGCAACACCAAGCUUAGCUUGGCAAACUAUGCCUCCCUGCAAAACAGCGUCUACUGCAAGCCGCACUUCUGCCAGCUCUUCAAGGCCAAGGGCAACUAUGACGAGGGCUUCGGCCUCCGGCCGCACAAGGAGCUGUGGGAAAGCAAAGGUGAGGAUGCUGAGACCAUGCCACAGUCCAACACUCCGACUAAGCUAAAGAUCCAGAGCCCGGUGCCGGCGUCGGACCUGGAGAGCCCCACUGUGGAAGACUCCCCGCUGGCUAAAGUCAAUGUGCUGAUGGCCACCAUGGAGGCUCUGGGACAAGGGUCGUCGGAGAGAGCCGACAGACCCGCUGAGACCCGCAGGCUGAAAAUCUCCUGGCCACCACGCACAGAAGCAGAGGACAGCCGCAGUGGAGCCACAACAAUCACAGAGGAGUGCUUCACCAGUAAGCCCAUCAGAGCCAUGUGGCCCCCAGAGGAGGAGCCCCCCAUCUCACCCCCAGAACAGGCCAGAGAGCUGUCUCUCCUUCGCCGCAGUUCCUCCCUGAAGGAGCUGAGCAUGCCCUUCACACUGUCAGGACCGGCUGCAAACACUCAUGCUCUUGAGGCCAGAAAACAGAGUCCGGCGGCUCCUGUGGAAGACGGGCAGCUCAGCCCUGAAGUGUCAAGCAUGGAACUGCAGCACGACAGCCGGACCCCCACGGAGGACAGUUGUGUGGACGUCCACAGCAGCUCAGGAGAAGAGGAGCAGGAAGGGGAGAUGAAGAGUCUCACUCCCAGUGAAGAUGGUGUGUUGGAGGAAGUGAUGCCACCUCUGAGACAGCAGGAGACGCCAACAGAGCCCACAGCCGUGUCAUCUUGUGAGGGAGAGGUGGAGGCCAGCCGCUCGUUUCAGGAUGUGGGGUUCUGGGACAGUGACGAGGUGGAUGAUCAGGAAGAGGUGGAGCAGCAGGAGGUGCUGACCGUGGAGGAAAUGAUCAAACAGAACAGAUGCUAUGAGGAUGAAGAGGAGGAAGAGGAUGUAUAAACUGAAUUCCGUUUUGGCCCACAAGUGUGACCACUCGCAGGAAGUCGCGUCGCUCCUUCCUGGGGAAACGCCAUGUCCUCUCGAGCGUUGCUGCAGCUCCACCGAGCUCCUUAUUUGUGCCUCUUAAAACCUUCAGAUCAUUCCUACAAGAGAUUUGACCAGACCCCUGGAGAAUGUGUUGCUCUGGCGUGUUUUUAAAUGUACAAUAUUUAAAAUGAUUUGUUACAAUUAUAGAACAGAAAUGACCAAAAGUUUAAAAAAA
Messenger RNA from Monopterus albus (swamp eel), 2630 nucleotides. RefSeq names its product LIM domain and actin binding 1a (gene lima1a). Lineage: Eukaryota; Metazoa; Chordata; Actinopteri; Synbranchiformes; Synbranchidae. The coding region runs from base 251 to 2368 and encodes 705 amino acids. The transcript is spliced from 11 exons. The record is from RefSeq and is a predicted model, not a curated record.